UUAGGGUUCUUGCGGGGGGAAAAUGUAGGGCUCUUGGAUUAUGGAUCGAGGAUUGAGCGUUCUGCUCCUCGUCUCGGCAUUCACAGUAAUCGCGAUCGCCGGCGUCCACAAGAUGCAGCAGCAGGAGCGCGAAGAUUUGCGCGCUGGCGCUAUCAAGGAUCAGGAGAGAUACGCCGCACGGCAGCUUCAAAUGGAGCGGGAUAGGGUCCGGUAGUCGAUCGAUGGCGUGGAAGCCGUCAAUGCUGCGCUUCCAGAUCACUAGCUCACUAGGUGAAUUUGGCGAUUCAUUGAUUUAAUCCUUGGAAUAAAAUCUUGGUUCCAGAAGCUUCAAGAACAUUGCCUAGGGUUUUUGGUCUUCUCGGAUGGAUUCUGGGAGGAAGGCCAGGAGAGCGCUGGAAGAGUAUGAGAUUGAUGCGCUGGUGGAUGAUUCUUACGACAGGCGCAAGAAACGGCACUGCGAUUCAGGCAGCGAGAUUGUGCGCUACUGCGGCCGGGAGAGCUGCGUGAGAAUCUUUGGCGUCGUCUUCCCCAGGCACAGCUACCCGAUCGACGCCUUCAGCUUUAAGCAGCUCGAUUCUUGCCGCUGGUGCCUGGACAUGGCAAUCUUCGUCGGAACAUCGUACGAACAAGUCACGGAGAUGUGCAUCUUUCUCUUCAACCAGUUCGUUCUUCCACCGGAGAAAGCACUGGCCGUGUACGUGCAAUCCCCAGGCUCGGCAUUCCAGUACUGCGGUGGAAUAAGCAACGUUUGCCCCUCGGCGAUGAUCACUCUCCUCUGGCCCAAGCACGGCGGGAAGAAGCAAUUGACGGCCCUGGACGCUCCGCCGCUCAAUGCCUCCAUUGGUGUUUCGCUCGAGGAUUUGUCGACGCUUCCAGCUCUCAACAUUCGGCAGUACUACCACGUCGAGAAGGUUGCUCUCAAGAUCGGUGAGAACUUUUUCCAUUUCAUGCAAUCGUGUUCUAAGGCUGCCCAGGACGGGAGGAUUAUCGUGCCACUUAACUUGCUCGAUCAGUGGUUUGUUAGAUUCAAGGACAAGGCUAGCAAGGAUCCAGAUUAUCUUAAGCAGUUUCAGGUGUAACGACAAUGUUACUCGUCACCAUCACGCGAAGGUGAUGGUGCUGUUUACAAUGGAAUAUCAUACGCACAGCUUUGCUGAGGUUGUGCUGUUUAUUCUUCCAGGACAGAUUGUUAGCUUCAUACCAAGCACGAUGACACGCGAUGUUUAAGACUGGAAGAAGCUUACAAUCGUUGCGUGAGAAAACUUCUCGAGGCAGUGUGACAAUGUUCUUCUUUCUGGCGCUAGUUGGUCUUGUUUCGAGAUGCGCUGCCCAAGAUUGCGAGCCGAGUUUUCGGAGUUAUCAACUUCGAACCAAGGCUUCAUCAGCGUAUUGUUUGACGGCGCUGAAUGAAACCGUGAGAAUGAACCUCUGCGACUCAACUUGUCGCAACCAGAUUUGGUUCUUGAACUCUACUUACAAUUUCGUAGACGCGGCAGGCAGCAAGGCCUUCGUCCUCACAAACGCCGGUUCCGGGCGAGUUCUUCGCCACAGAGCUAACGACGACGAACAAGUCGUUCUCAUUGUCUACUGUGAGCUCAGUAGCUCAAUCCUAUGGACGCUGAGCCCCGAGAGCUACGAUAAGUACUUCGCGAUUCGUCCAUUCGAGAACACUCAACUGAACUUGGACGUGGAUCACGGUGAUCGCAAACACGGCGGCGUCCAGCCAAACAACAGGCUUAUGCUUUUCUCGUGGCACACUGGCGAUAACCAGCUGUGGGAGUUCAUCGAGGCCUGAAAAACACAAAAGAGUUAUUCUAUCAUUUGGAGCAGCCCAAGGUUUUAUAAAAAGACUAAGCUACGCACCUUUUGUC
Messenger RNA from Selaginella moellendorffii, 1871 nucleotides. RefSeq names its product ricin B-like lectin EULS3. Bases 1220 to 1795 code for a protein of 191 amino acids. The record is from RefSeq and is a predicted model, not a curated record. Gene Ontology annotation, molecular function: nuclear import signal receptor activity. Gene Ontology annotation, cellular component: cytosol; nucleus. Lineage: Eukaryota; Viridiplantae; Streptophyta; Lycopodiopsida; Selaginellales; Selaginellaceae. Gene Ontology annotation, biological process: protein import into nucleus. The transcript is spliced from 5 exons.